Messenger RNA from Anoplopoma fimbria (sablefish), 2293 nucleotides. RefSeq names its product solute carrier family 1 member 1 (gene slc1a1). The record is from RefSeq and is a predicted model, not a curated record. The coding region runs from base 81 to 1649 and encodes 522 amino acids. The transcript has 12 exons. NCBI's taxonomy places the organism in Eukaryota, Metazoa, Chordata, Actinopteri, Perciformes, Anoplopomatidae. Gene Ontology annotation, cellular component: plasma membrane. Gene Ontology annotation, molecular function: L-glutamate transmembrane transporter activity; L-cysteine transmembrane transporter activity; glutamate:sodium symporter activity. Gene Ontology annotation, biological process: L-glutamate transmembrane transport.
UCCAAGUCUGUUGCGUUUCCAUUGUGAACUCUCCCUCUCUCUCUUUUUUUUGGGGGGGAAGAAAUAACAACACCGUGGACAUGAUGGGUAACAAAGAGCGACGAGGCGUGAAUUUCAAAGGCUUGCUGAAGAGGAACUGGCUCCUGAUUGCCACGAUUCUAGCGGUGCUGCUCGGGAUCAGUUUGGGCGUCGUGGUCAGGGAGUAUGCAUCCCUCUCCCACCUCCACAAGCAGUAUUUUGGCUUCCCAGGAGAGAUCCUCAUGAGAAUGCUGAAGCUUGUCAUCCUCCCGCUCAUCAUUUCAAGCAUGAUAACAGGGGUUGCAGCCCUGGACUCUGAGGUAUCAGGAAAAAUAGGUCUGCGAGCUGUUAUUUAUUACUUCUCAACAACCAUCAUUGCAGUUAUUCUUGGGAUUAUUUUGGUGAUGACUAUCAAACCGGGAAUCUCUCAGACAGCUGACCACAUUGACAGAGCCGGGACCACGCCCAACGUCACAACAGUUGACACACUCUUGGACCUCCUCAGAAACAUGUUCCCUGAAAAUCUGGUGCAGGCUUGUUUUCAGCAGUACAAGACCAAACGCAAAGAGCUGGAGCCUCUGAAAGUUUCAGCCAACACCACUAUAAUUCCACCUCUUGCAACUACCAUCAUGUCAGUGGUAGAGAACAUAACCAAGGAAUAUAAAAUCAUCGGAUCGUAUUCGGAUGGAAUCAACGUAUUGGGGCUUAUCGUGUUCUGUGUUGCUUUUGGCCUUGUCAUUGGCAAGAUGGGAGAAAAGGGGCGUAUCCUCCUGGAAUUUUUUGAUGCGCUGAACGAAGCAACAAUGAGACUGGUCCAGAUCAUUAUGUGCUACAUGCCAAUAGGGAUCCUGUUCCUAAUUGCAGCUAAGAUCAUCGAGGUUGAAGACUGGGAGAUCUUCAAGAAGAUGGGUCUUUAUAUGGUGACGGUGCUGAGUGGGCUAGCUAUCCACGCCACCAUCUGUCUGCCAUUGAUCUACUUUGUGAUUGUGAGGAAGAACCCGUAUACAUUCACAUUGGGAAUGGCUCAGGCCCUGGUGACAGCACUCAUGAUCUCCUCCAGCUCUGCAACUCUGCCCGUCACCUUUCGAUGUGCCGAGGAGAACAAUCGCAUCGACAAGCGGAUCACCCGUUUCGUCCUCCCAGUGGGUGCCACCAUUAACAUGGACGGGACUGCGCUUUAUGAGGCGGUGGCCGCCAUCUUUAUCGCCCAGCUGAAUGACUACGCUCUGGAUGUGGGCCAGAUUGUAACUAUUAGUAUAACAGCAACAGUUGCCAGUAUUGGAGCAGCAGGAGUCCCGAACGCUGGGCUCGUCACCAUGGUGAUAGUCUUAACAGCUGUUGGAUUACCUGCAAAUGAUGUCACUCUGAUAGUCGCUGUGGAUUGGCUUCUGGACCGGUUCCGUACAAUGAUCAACGUCCUUGGCGAUGCUUACGGAGCCGCUAUCGUCCAGAAACUAUCCAAGAGGGAACUGGAGAGGAUGGAUCUGUCAUCAGACGUGGACGUCGCCAACCCCUUCGCUCUGGAAGCCACUUUGGAUGACGAAGAGUGCGAGAAGAAAUCCUAUGUCAAUGGAGGUUUUACUGUCGACAAGACAGAUGCAAUCUCCUUUACUGAAACCUCUCAGUUUUAGCCUGUGGCUGGCUCCGAGGAGCAGAGAAAGUGCCAUGCUGCUAUGGAUGUAAAACGGAAAACCUUCCAUCAUGUAUCAGCACCAUGACGAGAGAGGAAAACUAUUCAACCAGUGCCAUCCAAGUUCAGACAUCAGCAAUAGCAGCCUCCCUUAAGCUUAUCCAAGAUGAUCACCCUUCAUGUCGGACAUUUACAACCACGACUAGAUUAAAGUGCUUCCUUCUUACACUCAAAUUGUGCCAAUAUAAAAAAAAAAAAAAAAAGUAUUUUCUUUUGAAUAAGAGUGUGUUAUUUCUUGCAAAGAUGCACUCAAAAGAAGAGCUGUUGUGUGUUUUGGAUGUAUCUGGAGUGUUUGUAUGUAUUUUGCAAAAAAGGAAAAAAAUUGGUAAAUUUAACAAGAGUAAAAAAAAACACUAACUUUGAGUUUGAACUCUAACAUGUCUGAAUGAUCUUUUUUUGCGUGGGUGUUGUUGAAAUUCUAUGUCCCAUACUGCACUGCUUGUAUAUCUAUCUGUAUAUUUAAACUGUGCCAAACAUAUAAAGAGGUUUUCCACAGAGUUGCAUGAAGCAAUAUGUUAAAGAAAUGCUAAUCGCUGACUGCAGACUGGUUUUUUUUAUGGAGACUUCACAGUGACUGGAGAUGGU